Messenger RNA from Amoebophrya sp. A120, 5010 nucleotides. The record is from the annotation of a GenBank genome assembly. NCBI's taxonomy places the organism in Eukaryota, Dinophyceae, Syndiniales, Amoebophryaceae.
AGCAAGAGCCGCGGCAUUGAGUAGAAAAGGGACAUAGUUUUUGAAAAGUCCAGGAACCACGUAUAGCAGACAGAGAACCACGGCCCGGAAGAAUAUUAGUUUGCUCAAAAGAUACAUUAUACCCUUGUUGCCCCCGCCUCCACCUCCUUGUGCCUGUCCCAACCUGCCGCUUCCACCAGCCGACGCAGCUUUUACCGGGCGAUAUUUUUUCGACAUCCGGUAGUUCCUUCGCAGUUCCCGCACAAGAAUUAGUAAGUACUUGGUUUGCCUCGUUCCGCCGUCUUUCCACGCCGUGAACGACAUUCCGUGCUGAAGAUCAUGGAGUACUACGACGAGUAAAAGUUGCAAAGAACCUCCACCCUCGUAGUCACGUGUACUCUUUUCCGGUCUACUACUCCUGUCUACGCAAGAACGCCAAGGCCAGCACGUCGAUUCCUUUUGGACCACCGCCCACAUGGAGGGUUUUAACGCGAACAAAAAGAAUCCACCGGUGGUACGGACCACGCGGGCGGUCCCUGUGGACCCCAAGAUCCUUGACCGCGAGAUUCGGAAGCAGAGGAAGAUGCUGGACCAGAUGAAAGAAGAGCCGCAAAGGUGUCGCCUUUUGAAGAAAGAUAUCCACAGGAAAUUCAUUCCCGUACACGUACAAGUGCGGUCGCUGCAUGACAAAACUUGGCUACGAUCCUAGUGUAGCAUGACAAGUGUUAGUACACUCCAAAUUGGUGAAAUUGGUUGCGACGGUGCAUCUAGUACAUGUACGGGAAAUUUGUAUUGCAUAAAAGAGCGGGAGAACUGGGACGUCGGACGAGAACUCGACGCGACGCGGGUCGCGACCCGGGAAAGGCUGGCCAUAUGCAGUCAGAAAGCAGGUUCCUUGACAGUUUUUUAUGCUAGAAGUCUAUUGAUUGUUGUUGUAGUUGUUCCUCUCGAGGUUCCUGUUGUAGAGUGGAUUUUUUUUUCGAAGGAAGCCUGCUUUUCUUGUCGGCUAAGGAAAAAAAGCUCGAUGCACUCGUGCGGGUACUUCUAUUUUUUACCAAUGGUUCUUUGAUUUAAUUUAACUUUGGGCAGCUUUCGACGUUCUGAUUAAAACAAAAACCAAAACACCAUUCGCAGAGUCCUUCGACAAACGCCAGCUGGAAUUGAAAAACGUGGUGCUCAGCAAUUCGCCCCUCGUUUUCUCUAGAAGAAGCCCCCUUUUCCAAACAUCUUAUUCAGGAAGUCGGGGCUUCUCGAGAUUUCCUUCAGAAGGGGACAUCCCUUCUUCUGGGCUUUCCGCGUGAUUUCCUUUGGGAAUUCCCUUCUCCUGGGUUUUUCGCAUGACUUCCUUUGCGAAAUCCCUUCUCCAUCUCCUGGGCUUUCCACGUGAUUUCCUUUGGGCAAUCCCCUUUGCUGGGCUUUCCGCGUGAUUUCUUUUGGGAAAUCCCUUCUCCUGGGCUUUCCGCGUGAUUUUCUUUGGGACAUCCCUUUUCCUGGGCUUUCCGCAUUAUUUCCUUUGGGAAAUCGCUUCGUCCGGGUUUUCCGCAUGAUUUCUUUUAGGAAAUCGCUCGCCCCUGGGCUUUCCGCGUUUCUUUAUAGGAAAUCUCUUCCUUAGGAGCCGGCCGCUGAUCUCCGCGUUAACACGUAGUGGAGGCAAGCUCCUUCUGAUCUUCACUGCGAAACAGAGCGGAGACGAGCUCGGUGGCUAAGGUUUGGGUGGGAUAGGGUCUGUGAUAAGUAUCGGGGUUUCUCCUUCGAUAUGGAUCAGAGGGUCCGCGAUGUCGGACUUUUCUCCUUUGAUAUGGAUCAGACGACUUUUCUCCUUUGAUCAAAGGAGAAAAGUCCGGACUUUUCUCCUUGCAAAGGAGAAAAGUCCGCUGGAUUGAUACCAGAGCGAGCAGCUCCUGGUCCAAGUCCUUCUGUUUUUGCUUCACAUCCUUCUGCUUUAGCAUCAAAUCCUUCUGUUUUAGCAUCAUAUCCUUCUGCUUUAGCAUUCGGUCCUUCUGUUUUAGCAUCAAUUUCUUCUGUCUUAGCAUCGAUUCCUUCUGUUUUUGCAUCAAUUCCUUCUGUCUUAGCAUCGAUCCCUUCUGUUUUUGCAUCAAUUCCUUGUGUUUUUGCAUUUUUCUACAUAUCACGCGUGCUGUGAUAUCAACAGCACAAUCGACUUUUCUCCUUUUUUUCUUUGAUAUCACGUGAUAUCACGUGAUAUCAAAGGAGAAAAGUCUUUUUUCAAAGUUUAAAGACCCUCUAAUGUUCUGAUGAAAACAAAACAAAAACCAAAAUACCAUUCGCAGAGUCCUUCGACAAACGCCAGCUGGAAUUGAAAAACUUAUCUAGAGUCCUUCGACAAACCGCCAGCUUGUCUUAUCUAGUGUUGCCUCUUCUCCUUGGCUCGCAAGGUUCUACUCCCUCAGCGUUCAAGUUUUCUUUCCUGCAUGAUCUCCGGCGCCUUCUACUUAUUUCUACUCAGCUCUGCAGCUGGUUUUGGCCUGCGCCGCCUAUAUUCCCAUCACUCACAGGCUGCAUGCUAUGUGGCCACUACUUUCAUUCAAGUGCCGGCUAUACGACGCAGCGCCGACCGUUGCGCGGGUUCCCAUUUGUUGUUGCGGCACGAAUGCGGCGACCGGCAUUGGCUCGCGGCGUCAGGGGACGCAUUCAGUUUCUGGCUACUUCCUACGCACCUAUGCGCGUCCUUGGCAACGCAUGCUGUGCGGUGAGUGUCUGUUGUUCCAACUUUUUCAUCUAGUUCUAGUGCUAGGCUAGCUAUAAGCGGCCGCCUCUCACUUGUCUUUCUUCAUCUGUAACCAUGCAGCCUUCGUGUCGACGCCUCUUAUUGGUGCUGCGGCGUCUGUAAGAUGGGGCACACGAGGCGUUGCUGCAUGUGAAGCCGCGUCAUCUUCGGUGCGUUGUUUGUGCUUCUAUGGUUAACGCAAGUGGUAGCUCAUCGGGCAACUAAGCCUUUGUUGGGUUUCGUGCGCAAGCAUACAAACAUUGCUCGCGUCUUCAUGUCUCUAAAUUGGUUGGGCCUCGCUCUCAGGAUCAUUUGUCUUCAGCAACCUGGGUUGGCGUGUCUUUCUCUUCACGCCUGUGCUACAUGUGGAAUUGCUUUCCGUUUCUCGCCACGGCCGUCAAGCACAUGUCAGGAUGCUCAGGCUUUUUCGUUGUCUCUUCUCUUCUUUUUUUUGUACUUCUGUUGCUCCGUAUGAAAACAAAAUGAGUCGGCUCACGUGCGUGUGCACAACGAACCCGCGCUGACAAGCGCUUUUCGUUUUCAUACUUCGCAACCUCGUACCAACGGGCCUCUCUUUCUCCGCCAUCGGGGUUGUCAGCUUUUUCGGUCUGGCGACCCGCGUUCGCUAGCUCGGCCCGUUGUUGUCUCCGACAGAUCAAGUUAUAAAAACAAAAACCAAAACACCAUUCGCAGAGUCCUUCGACAAACGCCAGCUGGAAUUGAAAAACGUGGUGCUCAGCAACGAGGGCUUCAUAAAGGACACCGACAUCAAAAUAGAGCGGGCAGAGAGGAAGGCCCGGGACGAGCAGCUUGCAUGUACAACAUUGACCAGGCGGGCUUUUUUUAUUUCAUGCGAGCAAUUCGUUUGAACUUUUUCUUUUCAAUGAUAAAGAUGAACCGUACUCACUACCCUGACAUUGUCAUUGUUCCAUGUUGUACUGAUACAAAAAAAAUCACAUGCACCUCCUCCACAGGUAAGAAGGCAGACGAGGAGCUGGUCCAGGUUACCCAAGAGUACACUUCGAAACUGCUCUAUGAAAAGAAAAAAGUUCGUCACAGUCACUAACCGUUGCAGGCUCUUUUGCAUCAGAAACUUUUUCUGGCAUCUCUGGUUUUAUUUCUUGCCUUGCAGGAGAUAAAGAAACCAGAACUACACAAGGGCAAUAAUCGCCUAAAAAGUUAUUUCAGGACUGUGAUGCAUUGUUAUUACGCAUGUCAUGCCAGAAUAUUGUUAUUGUGUAUUGCAAAAAUUAUGGGCAACAUGAGUGAUCGUGACGAACUCUUUUGCUUUGAUAUGGUCGAGCGUGAGCACGAGCUGAAGGAUAUCAUGCACCAAAUGAACUUUCAGAAUUUUCUUCAGGAUUCCGCCCGGUACUACCAAACGUUGAAGGAUACGGAAUGGAAGUCGCUUGCCGUCGAGGCGAGAAAAAAGGCACUGGAGGACGCAAAAAAGCAGCUGCAACUCGAGGAUCAGAAGGGCACGACUGCUAGUACAACGACCAAUGUGAAAGAUAAAACGUUUCUAACGCAGCAGCAAUGAUAAUGAACUACGCUUCAAGUAGUUGUGAUGAACUACGACAACGAUCUACCAGAACCAGUCCUAUAGAAGAUGAGGGCGCUUGUUUCAUGAAAAGUUCAUUGCUUCUCAGUUUACUUCUUCCUCCUUGUCUUUGAGAGCUUUUGUUUCGGAUGAACAAUUGAAAAUGCAAUGCAUCAUAAGUACUUAUGAUGCCACCUCCGCGUCGUGUCAACAAUCAGAAACAGAAUCAUAAUUCAACUCGGUUGAUCGAUAGCGAGUUAGAGUUUUCACUGGCGUGGUUUCUUGUACGAUUGAUGAACCUGCUUCUGCAGACCUGGUUCAACAUGAACAUUUGACACGUGGUGGUUAUCGCUAGUAUGGCGACAGGAGGAAAUGGAACAAAAACCAAACGAAUGAAACGCUAGCUGCUUGAGGAAGGAGCAACAAGUACAGAAUGAAGCGAAAAAAGAGGUAAAUGGAAAUCAGAACAGCACUAUGCAGACGAGUUAAAAACAAGUACAAUAUUUUGGCCUGCUGAAGAUGAAAAUCCUGUGUACAAUAAAGAUAUUUUUUGCUUUCUGCAUUGGGAUAAGAGUUAAGAGAAAGUGAAAGGUAAGAGAAGGACGAAGAUGAUACAACGCCAGCUGUGACCACAUCAGAGCGGAAGAAGGACACAGCAGUGGAGAAGCCAUUUUUACUUCUUUGGAACGAAUGAAUUUUGUUGUCCAGCAGGCAGCGGACCACAGCCUAGCAACACAGUAGCAAAUCGAGUGACGGAGUAGAU